This is a messenger RNA of Darwinula stevensoni, 1512 nucleotides long. The record is from the annotation of a GenBank genome assembly. NCBI's taxonomy places the organism in Eukaryota, Metazoa, Arthropoda, Ostracoda, Podocopida, Darwinulidae.
AUGCGUCGACGUUCGCGACGGAGUGAGAAGACACGCAACCCAGCCGACUCUGUCAAUUGGGUCGAGUCGAUCUGGGUCGAGUCGAUCCGGGCCGAGUCGGCCGCGGUUUGCAACAUGCCCUCUGGAGAAACGCUGGAGGUUUCUGUCGAUCUUUCAGGGAGGCCGGACCUGGAGAAGAUCCGGCGGCGGUUCGCGGCGGUGCUGCCGGGGGUGAAGGGCGGGUGGAAGCUGGCGAGCCGCGGCGAGACGCGCGGCGGGUACCUCUUCUGGCGUCGCUGCCCCGACUUCCGCGUGGACGACCACGUCGAGUUCCUCCUCCGCGGCGGGCGGCCCGCCGAGUACGGCGACGACCGGGAGCUCUGCGAGCUGCUCGAGGAGAGGUCCAACGUCGCUUUCCUGCCCGAUAGGCCGCCGUGGGAGGCGCUGGUGAUCCCCAAGUCCUCCGGCGAGGAAUACUCGCUGGCGUUCCGCUACCACCACGGCCUGGGGGAUGGGGUCUCCAUGGUCCGGCUCUUCUUUCGCUCUUUGGCCUCCAGGCCGGCGGAGCUGUUGGCGCCGAGGAACAGGAGGCGGAUGGGCUUCCUCAGGAGGGUCUGGUUCCGAGUCUCCGGGCAUCUCGGGAUUCCGGCCAACUUCGUGUCGUCGUUCGUGGAUCGGGACCGGUCGAACCUGGUGGUGGCGAAGGUGAACGGGACCCGAUCGUUCGCCUUGUCGCGGCCCAUCGGACUGGAUCGCCUCCGUCGACUUCGAACGCGGGAAGGAGCGACGAUCAACGAGAUCUUCAUCGCCGUCCUGGGUGGGGGCCUCCACCGGUGGAUGCAGGAGGAAUCGGCGAAGACGUCGGCUUACUUCGCGGUCGCCGUUCAUCAUCCGGACGAGGAGACGGAGAUGGCGAAUCGUCUCAGCAUCGUCCGGCUCGUCUUGCCGGUCGGCUCGAUGGAGCCGGGGGCUCGGUUGAAACUGGCGAAGGAGUCGACGCGGGGCAUCCAUCGACCCGAGGCCCUGUCCACGUAUUACGACGUGAAGAUGAGCGGGAAUCUCCUCCCGACGUGGCUGGCCGGUUGGAUCGUCGGGGACGUGCCGGGGAGCGUGGACCUCAGCAACGUUCCGGGGCCGAAGGAAAGGGUGACUCUAUUCGGGGAUGACGUCACGAGGGCCGUCGCAUGGAGCACACUCGAAGCCAACAUCGGUCUGAGCAUCCUGCUUUCGUCGUACGCGGGGGAGGCGUGGAUGACGAUCGCAGCGGACACGGCCGUGAUCCCGAACAGAGACCGAGCCGAGAGCCUCCUCUCGGCCAUCCACCAGGAACUCGCCGACCUCGAGGCCGCCUCCGAAUCCAAGUCGGAGGGAAGUUUCGGUCCCGCUCUCGUCGUCUGAGUUCCGUCUUCGCUUUCCGGUCUCCCUUUCGCCCGAGUGAAUUGCACUGACGCUUCCACCUCUCCUCCCCUUCCCUUCCUUGCAUUCCCAUUCGUACGACCUUGUUUUUUUUUUAUUAUGUGUAUAAUAAAGAAG